AUGGAUGAUGCUGCCGUCCUCAAGCGACGAGGCUACAUCAUGGGAAUCAAUUUGGGAGAGGGCUCGUAUGCGAAAGUCAAAUCCGCUUACUCUGAGCGCCUGAAGUUCAACGUGGCGGUCAAGAUCAUCGACCGCAAGAAAGCCCCCACAGACUUCCUGGAGAAAUUCCUUCCCCGGGAAAUUGAGAUUCUGGCCAUGCUAAACCACCACUCCAUCAUCAAGACCUACGAGAUCUUUGAGACCUCUGACGGCAAGGUCUACAUCGUCAUGGAGCUCGGGGUCCAGGGCGACCUCCUUGAGUUCAUCAAGACCCGGGGGGCCCUGCAGGAAGACGAUGCGCGCAAGAAGUUCCACCAGCUGUCCUCAGCCAUCAAGUACUGCCACGACCUAGAUGUUGUCCACCGAGACCUCAAGUGUGAGAACCUUCUCCUCGACAAAGACUUCAACAUCAAGCUGUCCGACUUCGGCUUCUCCAAGCGCUGCCUGCGGGAUGACAGCGGCCGACUGACACUGAGCAAGACCUUCUGUGGGUCGGCGGCGUACGCGGCCCCCGAGGUGCUUCAGGGCAUCCCCUACCAGCCCAAGGUGUAUGACAUCUGGAGCCUAGGCGUGAUUCUCUACAUCAUGGUCUGCGGCUCCAUGCCGUAUGACGACUCCAACAUCAAGAAGAUGCUGCGCAUCCAGAAGGAGCAUCGCGUCAACUUCCCGCGCUCUAAGCACCUGACGGGCGAGUGCAAGGACCUCAUCUACCGCAUGCUGCAGCCGGACGUCAACCGGCGGCUGCACAUCGACGAGAUCCUCAGCCACUGCUGGGUGCAGCCCAAGGCCUGGGGCCUGUCCUCUGCAGCCAUCAACAAGGAGGGGGAGAGCUCUCGGGCCACCGAACCCCCGUGGACUCCUGAGCCCAGCUCCGACAAGAAGUCUGCCACCAAGCUGGAGCCCCGGGAAGAGGCCCGGCCCAAGACCUGGGCAGAGACAAGACCCGAGGAGGAGGCGCUGGCGGUGCAGGUGUCAAGGCAGUCAGAGGCCAUGGGCCUCACCAGCGAGCAACCCAGCAAGGAGAUCAAGGAAGGGGCCACCCCGCAGCCUUCAGAGACACACACCUAG
Messenger RNA from Balaenoptera ricei (Rice's whale), 1107 nucleotides. It is a transcript of the gene TSSK1B, whose product is annotated as testis specific serine kinase 1B. The record is from RefSeq and is a predicted model, not a curated record. The transcript has a single exon. Lineage: Eukaryota; Metazoa; Chordata; Mammalia; Artiodactyla; Balaenopteridae. Gene Ontology annotation, biological process: protein phosphorylation; intracellular signal transduction; microtubule cytoskeleton organization. Gene Ontology annotation, cellular component: cytoplasm. Gene Ontology annotation, molecular function: protein serine/threonine kinase activity; ATP binding; tau-protein kinase activity. The coding region runs from base 1 to 1107 and encodes 368 amino acids.